Messenger RNA from Arachis stenosperma, 801 nucleotides. RefSeq lists its product as uncharacterized. The record is from RefSeq and is a predicted model, not a curated record. Bases 1 to 801 code for a protein of 266 amino acids. Lineage: Eukaryota; Viridiplantae; Streptophyta; Magnoliopsida; Fabales; Fabaceae. Gene Ontology annotation, biological process: telomere maintenance; DNA repair. The transcript has 2 exons. Gene Ontology annotation, molecular function: DNA helicase activity.
AUGGUUUCAGUCUCUGAUAGGAAUAAAAAUUUACCUUUUGGUGGGAAGGUGGUUGUUCUUGGUGGUGAUUUUAGGCAGGUCUUGCCAGUUAUUCUAAAAGGUUCGCGUGCUGAGAUUGUUAUGGCUUCCAUAAAUUCUUCUGUUCUUUGGAAAUAUUGUGAAGUUUUGCGAUUGACAAAAAAUAUGAGGUUAGGAAUCGGGUCUGAACAAUCAACUGCUCAGGAGUUAAGGUUGUUUUCAGAUUGGAUACUUCAAAUCGGUGAAGGUCGAUGUGGAACAGUGGUCAACGAUAAACUUUUUGUUGAUAUUCCUUCUGAUCCAGUGGAAGAUAUUGUAAAUACAAUAUACCUGAAUUUGGUUCAGAAUUUUUGUGAUCCAAGUUUCUUCCAAGAUAGGGCAAUACUCGCUCUGACUGUCGACAAUGUUGAGGAGAUAAACAAUUAUAUAGUUGAUUUGUUGCCCGGUGAGGAGAAAAUUUAUCUCAGUGCUGAUUCGAUAUGUGGUAGUGAUGCCUAUUCUGAUGUUGAUGUUGAUUGGAUAACUGUUGAAUUCUUGAAUCAGAUUAGGUGUUCUGGUCUACCUAAUCAUUCGUUAAAGUUGAAAAUAGGCGUUCCUAUUAUUUUGUUGAGGAAUAUUGAUCCGGCCGGUGGUUUGUGUAAUGGGACUCGACUUGUCGUGCGAGAUCUAGGGACAAAUGUCAUUGGUGCAAAUAUUGUUUCUGGUAGCAAUGUUGGGGACAAAGUUUUUAUCACCAGAAUGAGUAUGAUUCCUAGUGAUACGGUUGCCAGACAAAACAACUAG